ACUCCAACACAAGCAAGCAUUGCGUUGAGCAGGGACACCGGCCGGCAAUCGGUAUCUGUUUCUCACGGUUAGCAGUCACUGCAGGGCGUUUAAUUUUCAUCUUGUCACACCUACAUCUUACUAAUUUCACGAAUUCGAGAUGUGCGACGAAGAAGUUGCCGCGUUGGUAGUAGACAAUGGCUCCGGUAUGUGCAAGGCCGGUUUCGCAGGAGAUGAUGCUCCUCGCGCCGUAUUCCCCUCGAUCGUGGGAAGGCCCCGCCAUCAGGGCGUGAUGGUCGGCAUGGGACAGAAGGACUCGUAUGUAGGAGAUGAGGCACAGAGCAAAAGAGGUAUCCUGACCCUCAAAUACCCCAUUGAACACGGAAUCGUCACUAACUGGGAUGACAUGGAGAAGAUUUGGCAUCAUACCUUCUACAAUGAGCUGCGUGUCGCCCCCGAGGAACACCCCGUCCUGCUCACUGAGGCUCCCCUCAACCCCAAGGCCAACAGAGAGAAGAUGACCCAGAUCAUGUUCGAAACAUUCAACACGCCCGCCAUGUACGUCGCCAUCCAAGCCGUGCUCUCGCUGUACGCGUCCGGUCGUACCACCGGUAUCGUGCUGGACUCCGGCGACGGUGUCUCCCACACCGUGCCCAUCUACGAGGGAUACGCACUCCCCCACGCCAUCCUGCGUCUGGACUUAGCCGGUCGCGACCUCACAGACUACCUCAUGAAGAUCCUCACCGAGCGCGGCUACUCGUUCACUACCACCGCCGAGCGGGAAAUUGUUCGUGACAUCAAGGAGAAGCUGUGCUACGUCGCUCUUGACUUCGAGCAGGAGAUGGCCACCGCUGCAUCCAGCAGCUCCCUCGAGAAGUCUUACGAACUUCCCGACGGUCAGGUCAUCACCAUCGGAAACGAAAGAUUCCGUUGCCCAGAGGCUCUCUUCCAACCCUCGUUCUUGGGUAUGGAAGCUUGCGGCAUCCACGAGACCACAUAUAACUCCAUCAUGAAAUGCGACGUGGACAUCCGUAAGGACUUGUACGCCAACACCGUAUUGUCCGGUGGUACCACCAUGUACCCUGGAAUCGCCGACCGUAUGCAAAAGGAAAUCACAGCUCUCGCCCCAUCGACAAUGAAGAUUAAGAUCAUUGCUCCUCCAGAGAGGAAGUACUCCGUAUGGAUCGGUGGAUCGAUCCUCGCCUCCCUCUCUACCUUCCAACAGAUGUGGAUCUCGAAACAGGAGUACGACGAGUCUGGUCCCUCCAUUGUACACAGGAAGUGCUUCUAAGCGUUGAGACUUUAAGUUAUGAUGCCCUACAGCAGAACCUCAAGAGGGUGGCUCAAAUUACGCUUGUGAUCUUGUAAAUAAAUUCAGUAUUUAAUGUAGGUUGUAAGGUAUUGUAAUAUGCAUAUUACGUAAAAUGAACGGAAUGUUGUUGUUGCCGUUUUUUUUUUGACAAAGAUUUUUAUUUAUUAAAGUUACUAACCCCAAAACUUUUUAAUAAAAUAAAUUUAUAUA
Messenger RNA from Bombyx mandarina (wild silkworm), 1501 nucleotides. RefSeq names its product actin, cytoplasmic A3a. The record is from RefSeq and is a predicted model, not a curated record. NCBI's taxonomy places the organism in Eukaryota, Metazoa, Arthropoda, Insecta, Lepidoptera, Bombycidae.